UGGUCAUCUCCCGUACUGUGUCCGCAGUCUCUGGUCAUCUCCUGUACUAUGUCCGCAGUCUCUGGUCAUCCCCUGUACUGUGUCCGCAGUCUCUGGUCAUCCCUUGUACUAUGUCCGCAGUCUCUGGUCAUCUCCUGUAUUAUGUCUGCAGUCUCUGGUCAUCUCCUGUACUGUGUCCGCAGUCUCUGGUCAUCCCUUGUACUAUGUCCGCAGUCUCUGGUCAUCUCCUGUACUGUGUCCGCAGUCUCUGGUCAUCUCCUGUACUGUGUCCGCAGUCUCUGGUCAUCUCCUGCACUAUGUCCGCAGUCUCUGGUCAUCUCCUGUACUGUGUCCGCAGUCUCUGGUCAUCUCCUGUACUGUGUCCGCAGUCUCUGGUCAUCUCCUGUACUAUGUCCGCAGUCUCUGGUCAUCUCUUGUACUGUGUCCGCAGUGUCUGGUCAUCUCAUGUACUGUGUCCGCAGUCUCUGGUCAUUUCCUUUACUAUGUCUGCAGUCCAUUGAUUCAGAAUAUUUCUUUUUUGUUUUUCUCCUCUAA
Staurois parvus is the source of this 534-nucleotide messenger RNA. The record is from the annotation of a GenBank genome assembly. NCBI's taxonomy places the organism in Eukaryota, Metazoa, Chordata, Amphibia, Anura, Ranidae.